Molecule: messenger RNA, 1340 nt
Organism: Triticum aestivum (bread wheat)
Lineage: Eukaryota; Viridiplantae; Streptophyta; Magnoliopsida; Poales; Poaceae
Product: probable carboxylesterase 15
Exons: 1
Coding region: 35-1036 (333 amino acids)
Molecular function (GO): hydrolase activity
Source: RefSeq, a predicted model, not a curated record
CAACCAUCGACCGUAUCCGUAUCACACUUACAUCAUGGCCGGCGACACGGCACCGCACGUCGUGGAGGAUCUCCUCGGCGUCGUCCAGCUCCUCAGCGACGCCUCCGUCGUCCGCGGCGACGAGUCCGUCCUCGGACCAAAGGAGCCGCUCCCGGACGUCCCCGGCGUGGAAUGGAAGGACGUGGUGUACCACGCGGCGCACGGCCUUAGCGUCCGCGUCUACAGGCCGGCGUCGUCGUCUGUGGCCUGCAGCGUCAAGCUCCCGGUGCUGGUGUACUUCCACGGCGGCGGCUACUGCCUCGGCUCCUUCGCGCAGCCGACCUUCCACGCGUUCUGCCUCCGCGCCGCCGCCGAGCUCCCGGCCGUUGUGCUGUCUGUGCAGUACCGCCUCGCCCCCGAGCACCGCCUCCCCGCGGCCAUCGACGACGGCGCGGCUGUCCUCUCCUGGCUGCGCGGCCAGGCCGAGCUCGGCGCCGGCGCCGACCCGUGGCUCGCGGAGUCGGCGGACUUCGCCCGGGCCUUCAUCUCCGGCGUGUCGGCGGGCGCCAACCUGGCCCACCACCUCACCGUCCAGGUCGCCACGGCGCGGCUCCCAGUCAGCCCCGUGCGCGUCGUCGGGUACGUACUCCUCUCCGCCUUCUUCGGCGGCGCCGAGCGCACGGCAUUGGAGGCCGACCCGCCGACGGGCGUGUCCCUGCCUGUGGAGAUAUGCGAGCAGCUCUGGCACAUGUCGCUUCCGGUCGGAGCGACCAGGGAUCACCCGGUGGCCAACCCGUUCGGGCCCGAGAGCCCCAGCCUCGCGCCGGUGGAGCUCCCGCCGGCUCUCGUCGUGGCGCCGUUGGGCGACGUGCUCUGUGACCGCGUGCUGGGGUACGCGGCGAGGCUCAAGGGCAUGGGGAAAGACGUGGAGCUUGUCGAGUUCGAAGGACAGCAGCAUGGCUUCUCUGUCCUUCGGCCGUUCGGCGAGGCGGCCGACGAGUUGAUGCGAGUCCUCAGACGGUUCGUGUACCAAGGUGACACGCCCGCUGAGCGCUGAUGGGUUGGUGAAUGGUGAUCAUGCUACUGUUUCGAUGUUCUGAACUGCUGAUAAGGGUCGGAGGCUCUGCUAUGUUGGAUGUUGUGUGUCGAGAAAUAAAUAAAUUAUAAAUCUUCUUUCGAUUUUCAUUUCUGGUUGGACGUAUAGGUGUACAAUGGUUGGGAUUUUGGUCAAAUCACGACCCAGUACCUAAUUCUUUUUCUUUUAACACAGAAAGUAGCCAUCAAGCGUCAGGUUCUCACUCGUCUCACAGACAAUGUACAGCACGUAUUACAAAGCCCUGCGCUUGGAAAUUGAGAAGAGA